AGGUUUAGAUGACAAAGAAGAAGAUCACAGAUAUAAAAACAGCUUCUGUGCUAACGGCGAAUUUGUAUAGUGUUUAAAACCCAUGUAUCAUCACUAGUUUAAACCUCGUUUUCAAAAGAUGCAGAUGUGGUAGAGUGGCUAAAACCCACCAGCACAUGCUUACUGAUCUAUAACUUCCUACUGAUUUAAAAAAAAACAUUUGAUAAACCACUAAACUCCACAGAAAUUGCGUGUAAAUUAAUCAGUUAAAUUGAGGUACUUGAGUAAGAUUAACACUGAGAUGGGUCCUGCAGUUUCUUUCUUCUGUACCCUCCCGUCUUUGAAAAUUUUGAGUUUAAUAAAUAUAUAAAAUAUCUAGUCUAUCUGCAACUUGCGAGGUUGAACCAAAUGAGUGGCUAAAAAAUAUUUGAAUGCAAAACAAAAUUUUAAUUAUUAUUGACAAGUUGUAAUACUAACCACUAAAAUAAUACUAGAAAGAUACUAAAAUAAUUACUUUUAAGAAACCAUGUUUUAGUGGUCAAAUGGUCAGUGACUCUAAUACUUUUAUUAUCCAAUCAAAUGCGCCCUAUCAAAACUUCAUAGUACAAGCAUUUUAGCAAGUAUUUAUUUUCCAAAAAUAUAUAUAAAAAAAUCACACUUCACUUCAGUCGACAAACUAUUGCUUUUCUCUCUUUCUAAUAAUAUCGUUUUUUCAGUGUUUUUAUUUAAUUUUCCUUUAUGGUCGACUUUUCAAGGCAGACAACAAGUUGCUCAACUAGUUCAAGUGGUGGCAUCUAUUUAGUAUAAAUAGGAACUAAAAUUCAAAACUAACCAAUUCACAAGAAAAGUAAAUGGACUCUCAGACAAUUCAACCGACACUAUGGGAAUGUGUUCAAUCUUCUCAGUCUCUAAGUGACAACCAAACUCCUCAACAGAAUCGUAUCCGUUGGUCUCAGUCUCCAGAUUCUCACACUUUCUCUGUUGAUCUUCCUGGUUUGAGGAAAGAAGAUAUAAAAGUGGAGAUCGAAGAUUCAAUAUACUUAAUCAUACGAACGAAAACGACAGAGAUAUCGCCGGUUAGAAGUUUAAAGAGGAAAUUCCGGUUACCGGAAUCGAUAGAUAUGAUCGGAAUAACAGCUAAUUAUGAAGACGGUGUGUUGACUGUGAUUGUACCAAAGAGGGUUUUGCGAAGGAGAAGUUUCUUCAUUGAUCCUUCUGAUGUUCCCCAAAGUCUUCACGUUCUUGCCAGAGCUGCUUAAAACAAGCUUUGUUUUUCCUUUUAAUCUUUGCUUUUCAAAGUCUGUUUUUUACUAGUAUACUCUUUUUAUUGCUACUUAACCGUUAUGUGCAGUUUUAUAUAUCAAUAAAAAUCCUAAGUUUGUUACAUGUAAUACAUAGAAUACAUAUAUUGGUUUAAUGUUAUUAGACUCGGUCUAUCUUUCAUUUUGA
Messenger RNA from Brassica rapa (field mustard), 1428 nucleotides. Its product is annotated as 15.4 kDa class V heat shock protein. The record is from RefSeq and is a predicted model, not a curated record. NCBI's taxonomy places the organism in Eukaryota, Viridiplantae, Streptophyta, Magnoliopsida, Brassicales, Brassicaceae.